Messenger RNA from Loa loa (African eye worm), 2617 nucleotides. Its product is annotated as DEAD box polypeptide 17, variant 2. The transcript is spliced from 14 exons. Gene Ontology annotation, molecular function: RNA helicase activity; ATP binding; RNA binding. Gene Ontology annotation, cellular component: cytoplasm; nucleus; ribonucleoprotein complex. Lineage: Eukaryota; Metazoa; Nematoda; Chromadorea; Rhabditida; Onchocercidae. Bases 130 to 1602 code for a protein of 490 amino acids. The record is from RefSeq and is a predicted model, not a curated record.
GGGUGAGUGCGCAGGAAUUGGAGUAUUUGAGCUGAUGGGGUUAGAGGAAGAAGCGCGGGGCGAGAAGAAUGGAUCUUCUUGUUUUACCCUGCUUCACUGUCGCUUCAGAGACCUAACGAGACAACUGUGAUGAAUCGUGGUAGUGGUCGCGAUAAAUUUGGUGGUGGUGGUAGUCGUAGCUUUGGUAGCCGAGGUGGUGGAAGCAGUGGUAACCGAGGAGGAAUGGGUGGUCGCGGGGGUCCACGGAGCUUUGGUGGCCGUGGCAGUGGAAUAAGUGGUGGUGGCCGUUUUGGUGGUAGCUUCGGUGACAGGAAAUAUGAUUUCGGAAGUCGUGGUGCUUCCGGCGGUAACAGUCUUCGCCCAAUUGAUUGGAGUCGUGAAAAUCUUCGACCAUUCGAAAAGAAUUUUUACCAUGAACAUUCUGCUGUUACACGUAGGGAACAGGUUGAAAUAGACAAGUGGUUUACAGAUAAUCAGGUUACUGUUGAAGGGAACGAUCUUCCUCGUCCAGUUUUUGAUUUUAAAGAAGCAGGUUUUCCGCAAGUUCUCACAGAUAUGCUUUUUGCAAAUUUUCAAAAACCAACAGUUAUUCAAUCAAUAUCAUGGCCAAUUGCAUUGAGUGGUAGAGAUAUGGUUUCAAUAGCAAAGACCGGUUCUGGAAAAACUUUCGCGUUCAUCCUUCCUGCAAUCGUUCACACAGCCGGGCAACCACCGCGAGGUCAUCAGAAGAGUCCAUCAGUAUUAGUGCUUUUGCCAACCAGGGAGUUGGCUCAGCAGGUCGAAGAAGUAGCAAAAGAUUACUGCAGGGCAACAGAACUGUCGAUAACAUGCUUGUUCGGUGGUGCUCCAAAAGCCGCUCAGGCCCGUGAUCUUGAAAGAGGUGUUGAUAUUAUAAUUGCCACACCGGGCCGUUUAAUGGAUUUUUUGGAAGUAGGUAAAACCGAUCUUCGACGCUGCACUUAUCUUGUGCUUGAUGAAGCUGAUCGAAUGUUAGAUAUGGGAUUUGAACCUCAAAUUAGGAAAAUUGUUUCACAGAUCAGACCCGAUCGACAAACGUUAAUGUUUUCGGCAACUUGGCCGAAAGAUGUUAGAAAAUUAGCAAUGGAUUUUUUGGCCGAUGCGGCACAUCUGAAUGUUGGUUCUCUGGAGUUAUCUGCAAAUCAUAAUAUAACGCAGAUUGUUGAAAUUAUUGAUGAAUCGAAUAAGCAGCAGCGUCUUAUGGCUAUUCUUAGUGACAUUAUGAAUAAGGAAGAUUGUAAAACCAUAAUUUUCGUGGAAACAAAGCGCAAAGCCGAUGACUUGACACGUUGGAUGCGACGAGACGGUUGGCCGGCUUUGUGUAUUCAUGGUGAUAAAGGUCAGUCGGAGCGUGACUGGGCACUCAGUGAAUUUCGAAGUGGGAAAACGCCAAUUCUCUUAGCAACUGAUGUGGCUGCUCGUGGACUAGUUUGGCCUCUCAGAGUUUGGAGGCUGGACACCUGUUGCACACGCAAAUUCAUCGACAAGGAUUGUAUUUGUUAUGGAUUCAGCUGCCACACGACACAGCUUCCUCAACUUGAUUACAAAGUGACGCACUUGAGAAUCCAGAUGUUGAUGAUAUAAAGUACGUCAUAAAUUUUGAUUAUUCAAAUAAUUCGGAGGACUAUGUUCAUCGUAUUGGGCGAACAGGACGACGUGAUAAAACUGGUAUUGCAUAUACAUUCUUCACCUAUGCAAAUGCUCCAAAAGCGAAAGAUCUGAUAAAAGUUUUGGAAGAGGCAAAUCAGAGUAUACCCCCAGAAUUACACCAGAUGGCGAAGGAUAACUUCAGUGGAGGACGUGGAAGAUAUGGCGGCGGUUACAAACGAAGCUAUGGUGGUGGCGGUGGUGAUUUCGCCAAGAGGCCCCGAUUUGAUGCACCAGCACGAAUGGGUUAUGGUGAUGGCUGGUGAGCAGUUUGCAUUCGGCCUUGGAUGCAUUCAUUCCCACAUGUCUAGGCACCAUCGUACCUAUUUCUUCGAGAUUCCUGGGUCAGAUACCACACGGCCCUUGGAAGAAUGUUUCGAGGAGACAUGUGUUGUUUAAAGAUCACAGGACAAUCAAUUUGGAAAAUGUUUUUGCAUUAUGUUCUUUAUUGUUCGUUUCGUAGUUAAAUGUGAAUUGUUUCUCUCUGUGUUUAUAUAUACUUGUGUCUGUUCAGUUUCGCUACUCCCAACACUGAGUCAUUGAUGAUCUUUAGAUAUAUUGGUAUCAAAUCUUGUUGUAACUGUAUUGAUGAAUCUUCCAUAUUGUCUGUUUGUUAUGAUCAUUUCAUCUUUCUAUAAUUGUAAUCAUCAAAGGCACUAAAGUACUGCUAUGAUAACAUAGCUGCUCACGUAAAGCUCCAAAAUUUUGUCUGGUAAAAAUUAUUUUCUAAAAUAAAUGAAAAAAUGAAUAGGCAUUGUGAAAGAAUUCGUAGAUUGUGAGGGAUGAGGCAGCCACCAACCCAUUAAUAAGCGGCAUUUCUUUUAAAGGUUAGAAAGGGUAAGGGUAAGUGUUCCAUUCCGAAUCCAACUGAGGAUCUUUUAACCCAAAUUUGGUUUGGUAUCUCAUAUAGCCGAAUGCUAGGCUUAUGUUGCAAAUACGGUUGAAAUAAAAG